AUGAGUUGUUCAACAUUUGAACAAAUCUAUCAACAAAAGGGUAUUCAAUGUUCAUUUGCAUUAAAAAGAAAUAUACCAAAAGAAGAUAUUGAAAAAUGUUGGGAUAAAUUAAUGAAAGAAUAUCCAUAUUGUUGUAAUUAUGAAGAAGAGAUAUACAGUGAAGAUAAUAAACCAUUAUACAUAUCAAUUCAAUCAUAUCCGAUUCAUUCAAUUCAAGAAGCUUUAGAUUAUAUCAUUAGAGAAAAUUCAUUUGAAGUUGCAAAGACUCGAUGUUUUGGAAUGAAAAAAAGUUCAUUAUUAAUAUAUAGUUAUAUCACUUUAAAUUCAACACAAUACACUAUAUUUGGAAUGUAUCAAUGUCAUUUAAAAACUGACUUUAAAUCAAUAGUUUUUUUAGUAGAAUCAUUUUUAAAUUACAGUGUUCAAAUAGAACAUCAACAUUAUCCAAUACAAACUGCUUAUUCAAAUCUUAUUGAAGUAAAUGGAAUUCCAGAUGAUGAAAGAAAAGAAAUGGCAGAAUUAUUUAUUCAAAGAAAUGUAAUUCAAUAUGACUAUAGUAAAUUAAAAGAUGAGUCUUUAAUAACAAAAGAUAAAUUAUUAGAAGCUCAAGAAGAAACUAAUACAAUUAUUCCUAAUUGUUUUAUUUCUAAAACAAUAAAAUUAAAUCAAGAAGAAACAACUAAUUUUAUUCAAUGGUGUAAUGAUAAUAAUCUUUCAAUACAAGCUACUCUUCUUGCAAUACAAUUAAAAACAUAUGACCAUUUAUUUAAUAAACAAAAUAAACAAGCUACAACUAUUGCUUUUAUGAUUCCUUAUGAUAUUAGAAAAUUUUUACCUAAAAUUCAAAAAGAGUCAAUUGGUUGUUUUUAUGAAAAUAUUUAUCCAUCAUAUCCUUAUAAUUUUCUUCAAUUAUCUAUUAAAGAAAUGGCAGAACAAAUUACUCAAUACAUUAAAAAUAUUGAUGAAAUUAAUCAUCCAUUUUUUGAUAGAUUUAGAGAUGCAGUGUAUUGUGGAAAUACUAAUUUAUUAAAACUUCCAUACACAACAACAUUAACUAAUAUUAAUUCAUUUAUAGUAAUGGAAAGACUUCAUCCAUUAAUUAAAAAAGAUUUUAUAGAUUUUCAUAUAUCAAAUUGUAAAAGAAUACAAUGUAAUAAAGAAAUGAAAGAAUUAAUAGUGUAUAGUUAUUUUCUUUUUGAUGGAACAUGUAAUAUUUCAUUAUCUUAUGAAUAUUCAAUAAUACCAUCAAUAAUUUCAGAAGAAGUAUUAAAAGAGAUGUAUUCAAUAAUAAUUACACUUUAA
Molecule: messenger RNA, 1302 nt
Organism: Entamoeba nuttalli P19
Lineage: Eukaryota; Evosea; Mastigamoebida; Endamoebidae
Exons: 1
Coding region: 1-1302 (433 amino acids)
Source: RefSeq, a predicted model, not a curated record